Radiomyces spectabilis is the source of this 324-nucleotide messenger RNA. RefSeq names its product putative glutaredoxin. Gene Ontology annotation, cellular component: cytoplasm. NCBI's taxonomy places the organism in Eukaryota, Fungi, Mucoromycota, Mucoromycetes, Mucorales, Radiomycetaceae. Gene Ontology annotation, molecular function: glutathione disulfide oxidoreductase activity. Gene Ontology annotation, biological process: cellular response to oxidative stress. The transcript is spliced from 2 exons. The coding region runs from base 1 to 324 and encodes 107 amino acids. The record is from RefSeq and is a predicted model, not a curated record.
AUGACAGCUGCCGAGAUUGUGGACACUGCCAUCAGCCGCAACAAAGUGAUGGUCUUUAGCAAGUCGUAUUGUCCUUAUUGCGAGGAUGCUAAAGAUCUGCUGAGUGAUCUCAAAGUACCCUUUGAAGUGAUGGAGCUGGAUGAACGAUCCGACGGCGAUGCUCUUCAAAAAGCACUAUUUCAGAAAACUGGCCAAUGGACGGUUCCCAAUAUAUUUAUCGAUGAACAACAUAUAGGCGGAUGCGACGAUUUAGAGUCGAUGCAUCGAGUGGGACAACUCGAACAAGUUUUGAUUUCAGCCAAGAUAUUGAUGAGUUCAACUUAA